Thunnus maccoyii (southern bluefin tuna) is the source of this 2195-nucleotide messenger RNA. RefSeq names its product membrane-associated ring finger (C3HC4) 5, like (gene marchf5l). Lineage: Eukaryota; Metazoa; Chordata; Actinopteri; Scombriformes; Scombridae. The record is from RefSeq and is a predicted model, not a curated record. Gene Ontology annotation, molecular function: zinc ion binding. Bases 165 to 1031 code for a protein of 288 amino acids. The transcript is spliced from 7 exons.
GGGCGGGCCUUAUCCUCAACAGAAAGUCAGCAGCACAACAACCGCCUGCGCUAAACACAGCGAAUAUUAUAUAAAAAACACAUGUAUUUGGAUAUAUAACUUAUUUUUCAGGUCGUCGCUGCCGUCUGAUGGGUUCAUUAUAACGUCACAGCCUGUUCGGUAUCAUGGCCCUUGUUGAGGAGCAGCCGGAGAAACACUGCUGGGUGUGUUUCGCCACAGAGAGGGACGACCACAGUGCAGAGUGGGUGAGCCCCUGCAGGUGUAAAGGCUGCACGAAAUGGAUCCACCAGUCGUGUCUGCAGCGCUGGCUGGACGAGAAGCAGAAAGGAAACAGCGGCGGCGCCGUCAGCUGUCCUCAGUGCGGGACUGAAUACCACAUUAUCUUCCCCAAGAUGGGCCCGUUGGUGUAUUUCCUCCAGCAGGUAGACAAAGCUCUGUCUCGGGCCAGUCCCUUUGCUGCUGUCGGGGUCGUGGUCGGGACCGUGUACUGGUCCGCCGUCACGUACGGAGCUGUGACGGUCAUGCAGGUGGUGGGACAUAAGAAGGGACUGUACGUGAUGGAGCGAGCCGACCCGCUCUUCCUGUUGAUGGGUCUGCCCACCAUCCCUGUGCUGUUGGUUCUGGGCAAGAUGAUCCGCUGGGAGGAUUAUUUAGUGAGGCUGUGGCAGAGAUACUCCUACAAACGCAAGCUCCCGCCAGGUACGGGUCGCUACCUGCCGCGUGUUCCUGCUGAAGGUCCGACUGCAGGAGAUCACCUCUCUGUGUCUCGGACUCUGUGCGGAGCUCUCGUCUUUCCCUCCAUCGCCAGUCUGGUGGGACGGCUGCUGUUUGGACGAGUGUCCUCUAACCUGCAGCGCACCAUACUGGGAGGCAUCGCCUUCGUGUUGAUGAAGGGAGUGUUGAAGGUGUAUUUCAAACAGCAGCAGUACAUCAUUCAGGCCAACCGACACAUCCUCAACUACCCCGAGAGAAACGGAGACGGACAGAACGAAGGCGGAGACGAGGACACAGAGGACAGCGGCAACGAAUGACUUCAUUCGAAUGAGUUGGAAAGAGGCCAGAAACAUAUGUUUAAGGGGCAUGAAGGGACCCAGAGAUGAAGGGUAUUAAACCAAAUAUUUUACUAUAAAACUCUGCAGAACACUGAUCUGUUAAACUGCUGUAAGGUGAGCGCUGUAGAUGAGCUGUUUGAAAGAGAGAGAGAGCUGGAGUGAUGUGACUCGGAAGUAAAAAGAAUCCUAAGAAGUUUCCACCAUCAUCAUUAAAUAUGUGUGUAAAUGACCCCAAACUAUAAGAUAAUGUAUACUACUAACACAGCGGUAGAUAUCAGUGGUAACUUCAGACUCUCAGCUUUAAAUCUCAGCCACAAAGAUACUUGAAGAUGUUUAUAAAAAAAUGAUUUAUUGCCUUAUUCUCUCAUAAAGUCACACCACUGUCAGUCAGUCAGUCAGUCUGGUAUAAACAAACACAAAUUAAUGUUUGUUUGUUUAUUAUUUAUGCAGCUUUUUUACGCCUUAAAUCCAGUUUAUACAACGCUCCUUUCAGACAUGAGUGUUGUAACGUAAAUAUGAUGCAGAUUUCAACACGUCUGAAUCACUUUUAUAUAAAAGUCACAGUUGCAACGUCACAAGCUCGGACCUGGAAUGUUUCCUUAAAGGAUCAGUCUGGACAUUUUCUAUGUUUGUCUUCUUAUAAGGAACAAUAAUAAUAAUAAUAAUAAUAAGGAGGAAUAAGAUAUAUCAGGCUUUAGAUACACACAUAAUACUUGUUAGUAGAUCAGUUCAAACAUGAAGACAGAUAUAGAAAAUCAGCAGAAUGAUCUUUUAGCUCAGAACGCCGUCAGAUUAAUGAAAACACAUGAAAAUUUAUCACUCAACUACCAUCUUUUAUACACAAAAUCAGUUUAAUAAAUGAGGAAACGCUGUAAAUGACCUGAUUUGAAGAUGUGGAGGAGAUUCUUCUCACAUCUUAUGGAUGAGUUUAUGAAAAUUGUGUUGAGGAGAAUUUACACCGAUCUAAUCCACAUGAAAUAGUCUUUUCAUCAGUGUCGUUAUUAAAAUCAAGUUAAUUCCUGGUUUCCACGUCUACGGGGUCACAAGGUCGUCUGCAAGGGUCCGUACAGACCCCCCGAGCAGACCUGGAUUAUAAUAUGUAUAGAAGUGUUCUGGAUUAUGAUCAAGACGAGUUUAAAUUGG